Molecule: messenger RNA, 1026 nt
Organism: Anthostomella pinea
Lineage: Eukaryota; Fungi; Ascomycota; Sordariomycetes; Xylariales; Xylariaceae
Source: the annotation of a GenBank genome assembly
AUGGACACUACGUUUUCAGAUGAUGAGAAGAGGUUCGUCCUAGGCGAAAUGAUCAAAGUCAGCACCAUCGACGUCACUACACUGAUCGACUUCAUCCGGGCUCACCAAAUCGAGCCAAACUGGAUGUCUAUGCAACUUCCCGGUGGCCGCAACAUGAACCAGUGCCUGGGGGCAGUCGACAACAUGUUCCAAGUUAGAUUUCCCCCGCCGAACUUGAUUAGAUUCAAGCGCAAGUCCCUGAGCGACCUGGUCGACCAACCCGCGAAGAGACAAGCCAUGAUGGCGCCCGUCGAAUCUCCUCUAGCCCCGGCGCGUGUCAUACAGCCUCGGCCUCCACCUCCACCGCCAAAUGGCUAUAGGCCGGCACCUAUUGUCAUUACCGGUAGCAGUCCGGUCACGACAACGACAACGACGUCGGCGUCGACCACGGGCAAGAAGCGCGGUAGGCCGUCCAAGGCCGACAAGGAAGCUCAAGCUCAGGCUCGCGCGGCCUACUCUCGGCCAACACCGAUCACGCCCGCGCCUCUGCCUCUGGCACCCAUCGUACAGCAACGCGAAUAUGCAACCUCUCCCGGUUACGAGAUAGCUAGCAGCCUGGCCGACCAAAAUUCGAGAAUGCGCUCCAGACCCGGUCCGGUCGACAGCCCACGACAAACGAGUGGUCCAUUCCCGUUAGCCUCGCCAGCUUCUACCACGGGCACACCCCGCGCCCUCCCGGAACCUCUGGAACAGGUGGAGAGGGCUAAUCUGUCCCCUCGCGAUCAACAAGCCUCGGCUCCGCUGGACUCGCGAUCACCAACGCUGCACGCGUACAUCCAGCACCAAGAGCCAUCGCCGCGCGCACACGCCCAUCCGCAGCCUCGGCAACAGCUCCCAGUCCCGAUACAGCCUUCCCCACGGCCUUUGCAACCAUACGACCAAUACCGCGGCCCCGAUCCCAUAUUUCCAGACCGGGACAGGAAUCGGAGUAUGCCCGACCCGAUAUCGAGGAACUCGCCACCUUCCCCGGUAGUAAACCGAGGUUGA